AGUUUACCCACACGCUGGGAGGAGGAACCAUUCCCCUCGCCGGCCGACCCACAGAAGACACAUUUGAGCUCAAUUCUCCCUCUCCUCUGCACAGCCUUUCCCUCAGAUAUGCUCAGCACAGAGCGGAUUCAACACACUACAUCAGGAACUAAACACGGACCUCGAAAAUAGCACAUCACAGGUAAUUUGAAGAUUCUGAGCGUGAGGUACAGUAGUCAGUCAUCUGGAGAGAGAACAGAGGAAAGAGGAGAAGACGGGACAGAUGGGAGAAGAGAAGACUGGCGAUGGCCUCUCCUGUGCAGCUGUUCAUGAGCUUGCCUCAUCUGGACUAGGAGCAAAAUUCAUCUGAAACUCACACGGACACACACACGCGCACACACACCACUAAAAGCAAAAACGCAUCGCUUAGCCAUGUACAGCGUGGAAGACCUUCUCAUCUCUCAUGGAUACAAAGUCCCUCAAAGGAACAGCAACAAUGUCCCUGUCUCACAUUCGUCUUCCCCCCACCCGGCAACCUAUGAGAAAUGUCUGCCGAAGCGAAGCGACAGCCGGUGUGAAAUCGCUGAGAAGCGGAAAGGACACAUCGGCGUGAACGGCUAUGAGGGGGACCAUGUUUACAGCAGCGGAGGCAUCAGACAAGCUCCUGCCGGGGGAUUCCCCGGUGACGCCGAGAACAGGGUCAGGAAGCAGAGGACACAAGACAUGGACAACGGGAACCUAGGAGAUGGACGUUUGCCAGAAGACAGCCUGACCACGGACAGUGGGUUUUUUGAGACCCACAGAGGAAUACAUUCUCAGCCUAGAUCUGAGCAGGAUGUUUCCUACUGGCGAAGAAGAGGUCAGGACUUUAGUGUGCUUUUGGAUUAUGCAGACUGCAGGGAUCCACGCGGAAGUGGACGAGGUGUUCCCAACAAACAGCAGAGACCAGAAUCUGCCUUAAGCACAGAGGAACAUAACCGUGAAAGACUACGGCGGGCAGAGAGUGCACGUGCCAGGGAGAGAGAGAUGGCUCUGCACCAGUGGAGAACUGCAGCUGAAAGGAAGUACCAAAGUUUGGGAACAGAGGAGUGGCAUCCAGUGACCAGCACGAGCCGUCAACCAUCUGAAAAUGAGGUGGCACAAGAGCAACGCAGGCCACGGACUGCAGAAGGAGCCGUUCCACACAGAACCAAAAACAAGUCCCAGUCACUGCCCAGAAUGGCUCUGCAAUCUGAAAGCCUCCAGUACGUCAGCAUACCAACUGCUGGGCAAGAAUCAUAUGGAAGCUAUAAGUUAAAUGGCCACCAUGCACGAGACCCUCAUGGACGGCAUCUUAAUGAUGGGGAGAACAGGCAGAGGUGGACUGACCGAUCAGGUGCACAGUCUGCACCACUAACAAAACCAAGAUCCAGCCGACCUCUCAGACCUCCAUCUUAUGAAGUGCACCAGCAGAUGCGUGGCAGCGCAGAGAUACUCACAGGCGAGCUUGCCCCUCGUCCCAGAGACAGAACUCCACUGCCCUUCUCAAGGCAAGAAUACAUUGUACAAGAACUCGCUGGACCUGGUGUGGACCCCCCCGGUUAUAUCCCCCCUCCAACUUACAGGAGGCAGCCUGUAGUUAACAGAGGACACAGAACUUAUCCUGUCUCGAUGGGUAACCACCAAUAUAGAUGUGACUCAUAUAUACAGGGAUCUGCAAUGACAGAAGUGCAGGAAUGGUUUAUCAGGCAGACUGGGAUGGCUUGGCCCGACCAUUACAGAGACGGAAAAAGAAGUAUGCCCUGCAGGAGACAGGCAUAUCCAGGCUACAGUGAAGAACGGAUGAGUAAUGUUCAGUACAUUCCCUUUAAUGACCCUCGUGUCAGACAAGUUUCAGGUGCAGAGAUAGAUGGAAACUCGCUGACAGAUGCAGACAAAAUCAGAAACAUCAGAAAUGAGAUUCCGAUCGAUGUCUUAUCUGAGAAGUCUAACGACGGUGCCUUUCCUCUCACAGAGAAACCCUUUGACCGCACUGAACCAAGUCAAAGCAAUAUUAGUGACUCUAUUAAUGAGGACAGUAUACAAAAGGAAGUGCUUAAGGAGACAGAAAGUUCAGCCACGUUACCUGACCAAAACUGCAACAGGCAUCCAGCUACCCAGGGAAAUAUAGUUGCUCUUCAGAUGACGAUGCAGCAGAAUUCAAACCAGGGUUUAAUUGAGACAGUGACACAAGUAAAGACAUUUGAGGCAAAGACUGUGUCUGAGAACAAGAAAAGCUCAAAGAAAAAGCUCAAAGAGACAAUGUUCUGCCUGGUUUCUGUCCCUAUUAGUAUACAAGCUAACAAAAGCGUUUCUGACCCAAAUAACAAUGAAAAAGUGACUAACUCGACAGAAAACACAGUGGUGCAGCACGACGACCAAAACCUUUUAAAAACAUCACGCAAAGAGACACAAAUACUGUCCGGCAGCUCCCCAUCUAUUAAAAAAUCCCCUCUGAGGAAAGAGAUUGUAGAUACUAGGUCACUAAAUACAAUCAAAGACAAUGAAUUGUUCUAUGCAGAAUCCUGGCCUGGAGAUCAUUACAAAAACCAGGAAACUCAGACGGGUUCUCCGGAAGUUUCCAGAAAUACCCAUCCUCUGGCAAAUGACCAUUCUUCCCCUCACGCAAUCACUUCUAAUGUAGGUGAAACCAACUGUAGUGCCAACUACGGAUAUCCCAUGAUAGGUCAAAAGGAUCUCAACCCUUCCAGGAACAGUGCAUUCUCCAGGACUAGGAAUGUGAGUAGUUCAAAUAUAAGGAGCCCGACUCUACCCCAAUCAGCAUCAAAUCCAUCAUCUCCAGACCGUCAGCCUUUGCUGAGAAAGACAAAUGAAACAGCAGAUUCGCAAGAAGUUUUUGGACAGUUCUUGCUAAAGCCAGUGAACAGACGCAAAUGGGAUGCCAUUGGGGAGCUUGAGUCUUUUAAUAAGGAGAUACAGGAUCAUACUGGGAAGCAUCCAAGUGCUGAUCAGAAUAUAGAGCAGCUGGAUGAAGCAUUGAACAGUAUUCUGGAGCUGAGUGACACAAACAGAGAAGUCAUUUACACAAGACAAGAAACCACCCCACUUCACUUGAAGAAGGACACUCACCAGCAGUCACAUAUAGUGCAGGUCACAGAGAUGCAAAUGAAAAGCAAUAACUUAAAUGUAUUGUGUGAUUCAGGGAACAGAGGACAUCCAGAAUACAAAGGAAUAAUAAGUUCCUUGUCCAAUGCAAAGGUGAACCUGGACAGCCAGAUGCAAGAGAUACCUGUCACCAAAAUGAAUAAUUAUGCCAACUUUGAGAUUAUGCAAACGGGGAAUGCUGAUUCGGCAAUACAUCGGCAGGAUAUCCCAGUGCCGAAGGAGUGCUUGCUUAAGGAUGUUGGUUUAACAGUAUACACUGCCAUUCCAGACACUGUGACCUCUGGAUCUCCUACAUGCUUGAGUCCUGAGUCGCCUAUGUUAACCAGCCCUUCAGACAACUCAGAGAUGUGUGAGACUUUGCAGAUUACGUCAUCAGACAGUAGUGGAGAUUUGAGCAGACACAGCCCAGAGUUUGCUGAAUGUACUCAAAGCUUGAACGAUAAUAAUGCCUUCAACUCCAAAGCCUUCAACAAGAAGGAAGCUAGGAGAGGAAACACAGAUGUUACUAGAUCGGGGAGGUCCUCGCGUAUCGGUGUGAUCAAGAGUCUCCAUUGUAGGUUUAAGGCUAGUUAUGAGGAUGAUGACGACAGUUUUUAUUCAGAUUAUUUAAGCUGGAGUAAUGAAAAGACCUUGGCAGAUGAACAUCUUGAGACUCUUUUGAGUCAAGAGAAGGCCAAUAGUAUGCAGACUGAAGACCUUAGUAAACUGUACCAAGUCCAGUGUGCCAAAGGCAUUCCUGAAAAUGAAUCUAUUGAACAACGGGCUGCCAGAAUACUCGGCAUUGCAGUGCCAGUUGAAGCCUUGGUUGUUGACCAAGUUGAUGACAAACCGGUGGAAAGAAAUCUGAAAACCACAGUUGCUGCAGAAUUGGCAAUACAAACCAAAGAGAUGAGCUCAAAUGAGGAGAAACGGAAUGUAAGUAGAGAGUGUGAGGAAGUGCCAGAUAGGUCUAUGGAAAGUCAUGGAGAUAUGUCAGAGGCAGUGCUUGGAGGGGAUCCAGAGUCUGGAGAAGAUUUACCUAGUGCUGAAAAGAACAGUCAGAGAGUCUCCUCAGUGCUGGAGCUGCCAGAGUUUCCUCCAAGUAACUUAUGUUUGUCGCUUCCACUGACCGAGGAUGAGAAACUGACUCUUAGUGUAGGUGGGGGAGACAGGAAGGAGACAGUUAAUGCUGAUAUAAUAGAAGUGCCACAGAACCACCUCCAGGCAUUUUGCCCAUCUCCUAUGUCGCCCUCAUUCACAAAUGAUCAACCAUCCAUGGAGUACACCAUCCACGCAAAGGAAGAAAGCUCUCAGUCAUUAGUGAGAACUAUCACCAGGAUCACCUUGGCCAAAGAGACAGACUUUGAAGAAAAGGGAGGAAAACUAAAAGAAUCAGUAAUAGAGGAUGAAAUGCUAGUGGAAGAGCACCAAUACAGUGAGAAUGCAGUCAAAGAAAACAAAUCAGGUAAAGAGGAUGAAAAGCUAGAGGAAGAGAACCAGUACAGUGAGAAUGCAGUCAAAGAAAACAAAUCAGGUAAAGAGGAUGAAAAGCUAGAGGAAGAGAACCAGUACAGUGAGAAUGCAGUCAAAGAAAACAAAUCAGGUAAAGAGGAUGAAAAGCUAGAGGAAGAGAACCAGUACAGUGAGAAUGCAGUCAAAGAAAACAAAUCAGUUAAAGAGGAUGAAACACUAGAGGAAGAGAACCAGUACAGUGAGAAUGCAGUCAGAGAAAACAAAGACAUGAGCAGUUAUAUGCAAGAAGAGGAUGAGCAAAAGGCUCAGGAGGAAGUUUCAGCUGAAGAGGUGAUACUAGGAAGAUCAAGGCAGCCACCAAAGUCAACAGCACGUCCAAUCCCACAACCACGCAGUGGCAUGGUAACAAAGAGAGAGAUCACUCUGCCACAAGGAUUUAACAUGGAUAAUACAAUGGCUGCAGUUGAGGAUGAUGACAGGCUGUUUAUUUCAGAUGUAUAUGACCCCAGUCGCGUGGAGAGAGUCUGAUCUUGGACACUGUCAAAGCAAACUCUGGGACCUUACUGCAAUACAUAAUGUAAACAAACACAGAAGAUCAUAAGCAGGAAGAUGGACUUCAUGCCACAUAUUAAGAAUCAUUUUAAAAACUUCUAUGGCCUGUUGAUGGAUGAGGUAGCUAAGUUGUUUAUAAAUGAGAUAUGAAUGUAUAAUGUAUAUCAAGUAAAGCUCAGACAUUACAGAAAUAGCUACAAUCAGUCUGUAUAGACUUAAUAAUUUUCUCUGCACCAGCAAAUGCUGGAGUUCUGUUGGACUUUCUCAGAACACAGUGGCAUUGUGCCAACAGCGACAAGAAAGAAACAAAAGCUUGCACUUCUCAUUUUCUGCAGGAUUACCAAUGAGAGAAAGGAAGAGGCCUUGAUGUAUUAAAGCAAUGAAUUGGACUGGUGAGGUAGCAGCUGAAUCAGUGACAUAACACUGUGCUUUUAAUCACAAAGAAAUAUUUUUGUAAGAAAUGUUAAAAGGAAAGCAUUAUUAUCAGUUUUUGAGGUGGGAGAAACCAUUUAUUUCAUUGUGGUAGAACUGCAAUACAAAAUGAAUUUUUUUUUUUUUUAUUUUAUAUAUUUUGCAGUGGAAUAUAGGCUGCUUUUACCCAAAUGAUGCAGUUAAGAAGAAAACUAAACUGGGGCAAAGAUUUAAGAAUAUUUUGUGUGAAAAACUCUUCAGCAACUUUAAUCUUAAGUGCAGUGACUUCAGUAGUCAGUUUCCAUAGUUAUUGCUUUAAAAUGACUCCCUUCAUUCAUUCAUUUUUUUAAAUACAUGUGCAUAAAUAUCUCAUAUGCAGUUUGAGCUUUUCAGAGUAGCAAUCAGAUCAUGUCAUCUCAUCACAAAAUGCAAUCAAAAAAGACAAAUCUAUUUAUUUUUAUCAAGCUAUCAACAAUCUGUACAGAUUAAAAUAUAUUCAAAGAAGUGUUAUUUUACUUUAUUUGCUUGCUUACAAUCAUUUUGGAUAUAUCAUAUCUGAAUAUGUAUAUUAUCCUGUAUUAAUCUUACAAUGAAUGAUUCUUUUAUUGUGCCGUGUGGUGUGCUUUUUGUUGCACAAAUGUCAGAAAGUGUUACAUGUGUUUCUUCAUGCACAUACAAAGUAUUCUGCAUCUUAAGUCCAUAUCAGUUCUGAAAACUUACUCAUAUUGUGAGUAUAUCUACCGGAUGAAGUGCUUAUUAACUAAUUUACCCUCAUAAUUGCUUAGUUACAUUCUGUCAUAACACAACAUGCAAAGUUGAGGUGGACACAGUUCCUCAAUUUUAUUUAUAUCCAUAAGAUCCGAGUAGUGCAGUCCAGAGUGCACUAAAAUUAAUUUAGUAAUUAGCACAUUCAAAAACUGGAAAUAGUGGCUAAAAACUCCAGAAGACUCAUUGCUUCCAUUUGCUCAGAUUAUAGUUAUCGUUAUGGAUAAAGAGUGCAAUACUAUAAUGUUAUAGUAAUAUUAUCAUAAAUAUUUUCCAGUGUUUUUUUUUUAAUAAUAAACUGAAUGAAAUCAGAUAGAUGUUCUAUAGUCAGUGGAUGGUUUGAAAAAAAUAUAUAGUAUAGACGUAGCAUUCAUCACACUGAUUUUUUGUAAGUUAGAGUCAUGUAAUUGCUGUAAGUAGUCCUUGAUUGUUUCUACCAUUUUGUACAAUUUAGUUUUUCAAAAAUGGAUGAUUAUAUUGUUGCAUAUAACGUAUAUGGCAUUUAAAAUCUUUUUCUAUUUUCUUACAGAAACUGUACAUGAUUAUUUUGUAUUGGGUUGGAAUUUUUUUGCCUUCUCUGCAUGAUAUAAGAGAUGUAAACUGGGGUCGUGAAAAUGUUUUUCUGCAUUUGGUACUACAUUAAAAAUGUAUUCAUCAUAUUACAUUGUGCACAUUUGUAUCCUGAUAAAAACAAUAUUUAAAAUCAAAA
Molecule: messenger RNA, 7012 nt
Organism: Carassius auratus (goldfish)
Lineage: Eukaryota; Metazoa; Chordata; Actinopteri; Cypriniformes; Cyprinidae
Product: junctional protein associated with coronary artery disease-like
Exons: 5
Coding region: 412-5103 (1563 amino acids)
Biological process (GO): positive regulation of blood vessel endothelial cell proliferation involved in sprouting angiogenesis
Cellular component (GO): ruffle membrane; adherens junction
Source: RefSeq, a predicted model, not a curated record